AUUUCAACAUUAUACUAAGCACAUGACACACUAUCACAUUCCCUCAAAGGCUCAAACACACACAUCACCUAAACACACAGACUAGCCUUGACCCUUUAAUGGCGGUGACACAUGCAGAUCUUGCACCAAGUCGUCGAGGAACUGAUAUCGGGAGUAAAACUGGCGUGGCGUUGAUGGUCGUCUCCAUACUGCUUGGCUUGCUUUGCUUCGUUCUUUGUCUUAUUGCUGAGGCGACACGCUCGCAGGUAAUACGAGAGGCAAGUGGAAGUGGUGGAGGGGAAGCGCAUAAGAGCGAUUGUAGAUAUAGUGGCAAUGGUGAAACACCACUAAUUUGUGCGGCAGGUGCAUUUGUAGCCCUUGUGAUCGCUAUGGUGGUGCAACAUACACAUUUGUUGUUAUCUGUUAGUAAAUCGGACCCUGAUCCUAGUUUACUUUUGACUUGGGAUCCUCUCUCAAAUGAUCAUCUCAACACUCUCACUUGGCAAGCUGCAUUUUUCUUCGUUACCACUUGGAUUUGCUUUUCGGUGGGAGAAAUUUUAUUGUUGAUUGGCUUAAGUGUCGAAUCAGGACACUUGAAAGGGUGGUCAACCCCAAGGUCUAGUUGCUUCACUGCACGAGAAGGCUUGUUCUCUUCGGCUGGGGUGUUUGGGAUCACAACAGUCUUUCUUGCAUCUGGGUUGUCUAUGACGGCUUUACGAGCACAAUGGUUAUUACAAGAUCAAGAAAAUGUUCGUCAAGAGGUUAUGCAAUCAUCAAUCCUUUAUGCAUCCCCGCCAAGACCAUCAGAGGAUCGAAUCAUGGCUGUUGGUGGUGAAGCACCAAUUGUUAGACAUGAUCUAUACCAAGAGUCGGGGCUAAUUGAAUAUUUAAGGGCUUUUGAUAAAAUUCUUUAACUUAUUUUUCAUGAUUGGAUGGACAAUAAACUUGUUCAUUAGUAUAUACUUUUUGUGCCGGUAUGCCAUUUCGGCUUUCAUUAUAAGUUAUGACAUUGUACAUUUUGAGCUUA
Lactuca sativa (garden lettuce) is the source of this 1006-nucleotide messenger RNA. RefSeq names its product transmembrane protein, putative (DUF1218). Lineage: Eukaryota; Viridiplantae; Streptophyta; Magnoliopsida; Asterales; Asteraceae. The record is from RefSeq and is a predicted model, not a curated record.